AUCCUAUAUAAAAGAACAGUAGUAUCAAAGAACAAUUCAAAACACAGUAACUAACUUACAGUGAAUAACUGUACAUCCUGUGCUUCAAGAUGAAGAAAGCAGAAGUGGUGUUUAUCCCUCUCCCCGUUCCGAGUCAUAUUGUUUCCACUCUCGAGUUCGCGAAUCUUCUAAUCAACCGCGAAAAUCGUCUCCGAAUAACAAUCCUUCUCAUGAAACUCCCACACUCCUCAGAAACAGAUGUCUACACUAAAUCCCUUCCAAUCACCGACUCACUCAACAUUAUCAACCUUCCAGAAUGUUCUCUUCCUCCAAACACCGCUCCACCUUCCGCCAUGAAUGCUCUCAUAGAAGCUCAGAAACCAAACGUCAAACAAGCCGUCGCUAACCUCACUGCCGAAAGAGGAGAAACCGGAGUCCUCGCCGCCUUCGUUGUUGACAUGUUCUGCACCAAUAUGAUUGAUGUUGCCAAAGAAUUUUCAGUUCCGACGCUCGUUUUCUUCACUUCUGGCGCUGCUUCCCUUGGUUUGAAUAUUCAUCUUCACACUCUCCGUGAACGAGACAUCGUCGAUGUGAAUCGGUUGCAGGAACUCACUGAGUUGGAGAUUCCGAGUUUCGAAAACUCGGUUCCUUUAUACUCGUUUCCCGAUUUUGUGGUAAGCAAGAAAUGGGAAGCGUUUUUCAUGGACUACUAUGUAAGAGGACUCAAGAAAGCUGAUGGUAUUAUAGUAAAUUCAUUUGAAGAGCUAGAAUCCUAUGCGGUUCACUCGUUUGCAUCUCAUCCUGAUCUAGCUAGUUUAACAACUAUAUAUCCAGUGGGACCCAUAUUAACCCUUGAGUCCAUAUCUGUGGAUUCAAAUGAUAUCAUCAAGUGGCUUGACGAUCAACCUCUUUCAUCGGUAGUUUUUAUUUGUUUUGGGACUAGGGGUUCUUUUGACGAGGAUCAGGUUAACGAGAUUGCACAUGCUAUUGAGAAAAGUGAGGCUCGCUUUGUAUGGUCUCUGCGUAAACCUCAACCGAAGGGUGACAUGGCAAUGCCCUCAGACUAUUCUAUUUCAGAUUUGGUUAAGCUUUUACCAGAAGGAUUUUUAGAUCGAACGAAGGAGAUUGGAAGGGUAGUAGGGUGGGCUCCGCAGACUCAAAUACUAGCCCACCCAGCUACGGGAGGAUUUGUUUCGCACUGUGGCUGGAAUUCUAUACUCGAGAGUGUAUAUUUUGGUGUACCCAUUGCCACAUGGCCACUUUUUGCUGAACAACAAACUAAUGCUUUUCAAUUGGUGCGUGAGUUGAAGAUGGCUGUGGAGAUUGCAUUAGAUUAUAAAGUGGAGUUAAUGGGUGGACCUAACUAUCUUUUAACUGCUGACAAGAUUGAAAAAGGAAUAAGAAAUGUGUUGGAUAUUGAUGGAGAGUUCAGAAAGAAAGUGAAAGAGAUGAGUGAGAAAAGUAGGAAGACAAUGUUAGAAGGUGGAUCUUCUUACACUUAUUUAGGUCGUUUGAUUGAUUAUAUUGUGAAUCAAAUAUGAAAUCAAAUUAUUCUUGUACCCACUUUCAAAAAAGAUCAAAGAUGUCGACAUUUAAUAUCUUAACAAUGUCAUAAAUAAGAUUUUAUUCAGAAUGUGAGAAUUCAUAAAAAAAAAUCAUGGUAAUGGUUUAAUAUUCAA
Vicia villosa (hairy vetch) is the source of this 1658-nucleotide messenger RNA. Its product is annotated as anthocyanidin 3-O-glucosyltransferase 6-like. The record is from RefSeq and is a predicted model, not a curated record. Gene Ontology annotation, molecular function: UDP-glycosyltransferase activity. The transcript has a single exon. NCBI's taxonomy places the organism in Eukaryota, Viridiplantae, Streptophyta, Magnoliopsida, Fabales, Fabaceae. The coding region runs from base 90 to 1520 and encodes 476 amino acids.